AUGCGCACUAGCUUCUUGGACUCUGAAGACAAACAGCUCGUAGCGCUAGCGCUCGAGUAUGAAUCCACCGGCAAACGCAUUAUCUGGAAGAACCUCGCAGACAGGAGCCAAGGAGUCGUUUCAGCCGCUGACAUCCGCCAAGGGGCCGGAAAGCCGGACGAGAACGCUGGUGAGCUGCUUCCAACUGCGGUGUCAAGCGUCAUUCAGAUGAUUGGGGACAUAUCGGAGGACGACGUCUUUCUCGACGUGGAAGCGGGGCUGGGAAAUAUUGUAGCGCGGUUCACACUCCAGACCAAUGCUGGGCAGUGUCUUGGCAUCGAGAAACGAGCUGAAGUUGUACGUGGACAAGUCGCUGGUUCGGGCCAAGAGCUGCUGUCCAAGGAUUUAUCGGGCGUGGCGGCGUUUCUGGAGGUGGAUUGCGUGGUGAAGGCCGUUCCUUCUGACCCUUAA
Phytophthora nicotianae INRA-310 is the source of this 450-nucleotide messenger RNA. RefSeq lists its product as hypothetical. Gene Ontology annotation, molecular function: histone H3K79 methyltransferase activity. Lineage: Eukaryota; Oomycota; Peronosporomycetes; Peronosporales; Peronosporaceae. The coding region runs from base 1 to 450 and encodes 149 amino acids. The transcript has 4 exons. The record is from RefSeq and is a predicted model, not a curated record.